Prorocentrum cordatum is the source of this 368-nucleotide messenger RNA. The record is from the annotation of a GenBank genome assembly. Lineage: Eukaryota; Dinophyceae; Prorocentrales; Prorocentraceae.
GACUACGCCCUAUGCGCGACCAACACACACUACCAGUGCGGCCCGACGUACCACGGACUCAGAGGACAUAACAGUUAUAUCGGCUACAUCGUGAUGCCGAUCCGUUACCUUCCUCGUGUACGUAGGCGCAACAUCGCCUACCGCCUCACUAAGCGACUACGGGCAUUUCCUUCGCAACGGCUACUUGAUCACAUGAUGUUGUAUAUCGACGUGGACUGUGCCCUCACGCACGACAAGCCCAAGAUGCUACCACAGUGGGACUUCACUCGGAUCUUCCUUGCUUCGCACGACGAAAGGUACCACUUGUGGGCGAAGCAGCUCCGCGACGACAUCGAGAGAGACUUGACGAACCUCCUGCGCGAGUACGG